Molecule: messenger RNA, 2952 nt
Organism: Patella vulgata (common limpet)
Lineage: Eukaryota; Metazoa; Mollusca; Gastropoda; Patellidae
Exons: 3
Coding region: 638-1837 (399 amino acids)
Source: RefSeq, a predicted model, not a curated record
CCAGCAGUCAAUGCGAUUAGUCAGCACUCAGUUUCAAUAGCUUUACAGUUCAUACUGGUAGGAGUAUAUUACAGUGAAUAAUCCAUACUUGUUUCACAGAAAUUUGUACGGACUAUUUUGUCUAGUGUAUAAAGCAAAUAUAUCUACCUGUUAUAAGUGUUAAUAUUCACAGAAGAGAAUUACAAGCUUGAUUUCGAAUAGAUUAUUCUGCUGGAAAGGUUUAUCCAAGUUUACAGUAAGAACGCUGUAAAGUACAGACAAGAAAUCUCCCCUAUUUUCAACAACAGCCGCGCACAUGGUAUCGUCUACAAUUCACGCGGGUAUCUCGAGUCUGUAGCAGACGACAUUCUCACAGCAACUGUUGCAGAACGCGGGGUAUGAGCAGCUGGGAAAUUUGAUCGGCUGCUCAAACCUUGAUAGUUUGUGUGGUAUUAGGGCAGGAGGAAACAGCAAGUGGAUUUUGCUCUCGGUGACAAGAGGAGAGAACAUCUUUUGGUGUGACUGGAUGUGUUGUGAGCUGACAAGACAAAAAGAAACCACUGACAGUCAGGUAGAGUAGACGGCCAUGUUGACUGAGCCCGUGAGUGAAAUAUAUUGAUCCAUCUUGCUUUGGUAGCUUGUUGUUCGUGUAGCUAACAUGGAGUUGUUUGUGUCUGCGACAAAGACAAGAAUUAUGGAUAUCAUCAUUCGACUAACGCUGUUUUUGUGUUGUGUUUUAUCUGGAAAUUUCGUAAUGGCCGAGGAACCCGUGUGUACAGUGAAGGGUCGUGUUUACACUGAACUUAAAUGGUAUGGAUAUUUAGUUCAAAAACCAUUCCACCGAGACUGGGCUAAAAUUCAGUACCAAAUCACUUACCCCGUGAAGGAAUGUUGUACUAAUUUACUCAUUUAUUAUGACGAUCAAAUUAGACAGUUGAAGGAAGAUAUGACGUGUAAAGAAAGAGAAAAGAUUCUACCUGCUGAUAACAAUCAAAUUAUUCCACUUUAUAAAAACAAUCGCACGGUUGGUUGCAAUAUUUGGAAUGAAACCGGAGAGCCCUAUUACGUGUGCUUAGGAGAACGUAUUUUCCGUUCGAGUGGACCAAGAACAUGGUACUUUGCGUUGAGUCGUUGUGAUUCUGUGCAACCUUUGAAUCUGAAUUAUGUGUUCAAUGUAUCUGGAUUUUAUGGUGACUGUGAACAGGAUCCGUUAGGAAAAGCUGUGAUACCCCCUCUACCAGCACCAGAUCAGUUUAUGUAUGUGUCACUUGGUCUUGGAAUAGUUGCUGGAGUAGCCUUGAUAGCCGCUGCCGUAUUUUUCGCGCUGUGGUUUCUUGGGAGGCGAAGGAGUAAAACUAAGGGUAGUUCGGUGACAUCAAGCCAGGCAACAAUGACACAAGACGAUGUAUUUUACGUCAAUCCAUCGUUGUCGGAUCAGGGACAAACGGAUUACAGCCAGACUAGCUCGGAGAAUUAUUAUGAAGUUAUUCCCGAACGUAGAAGCUAUGAAAGUAUUAAUACUAAUAAUUUAGCGGCCAUACAGGGUCAAUCGCAUGCUCAUGCUCUGGCUUUAGCUCACCAUAAUCGUCACCUGACAAAUGUAAAAGACUUUAGACCUUUUCAUCACCAACAAAUGUCGUUGUGUGUUGAUGACUACCCACCUCCUCCUUAUCAGCCUCCUAGAAUGUUACAUGGCAUGCCUAAACACCACACCUUGCACCACCCUCCUCAUCAUCACCCCCACCACGGCCAUCAUCCGCAUCUACACCCACAACAAUACACAAUUCACAGAGACAGAGCCAUGUUAGCCAAUACCUCAAGUCAGCCAUUACCAACACACACAGAAACCAGUGCUUAAACAUUUAACACUUAAAGUGCGUUUCGAUUUCAGAACAUUUCUGUUGAUUGUGUAAAUGGAAAACCAACGUGGCUGUUAAAUAGAAUUUUUGGAUGUGAAUAUGUGUAGUAUUAUUCAUAACAUGGUUACAAUGUGCUGUACUAUAGAUGAAUAUUCAUGUAACGAAGUUAAUGUGUGAUAAACUAUGUAUUAUAUGAGACCAUUUGUCAUGGAUACAAUGAGGUUUUUUCUGUGUUGAUAAUUUAUGAAAUGGCAUAACGUGCUGUGACAGUGACACCAACUUUUUGUGGAAAACGUAAUUGGUCUUGAAAAUUAAUACUUUUACUGUUGCAUUAGUAUAUAUUUAUUCAUUUUUUACUGAUUAAUAUUGAAUUCUAAUGAUGUCUGUGCUUUGUUUUGAAUGGCAUAAUGUGGAGACAAUAAGUGAAUUGAAUACUAAUUAUUGUUACUCUAGUGACACAAUCGUUUGGAACCGUACGUAGAACGAUAUUUUCUUUAAUAAAAGAACAGUGGUGUCAGAAGUGGAUAUUUAGUUUUUAGAACAGUAACUAGUUUAAUUUAAAAUCUUGUGAUUUAAUAAACCAUAGAACGUUUUAAGAAAAUAAAUUUUGCAUAAAACUACUAAAAGGGAUUUAAUAGUAUACGGUACUGUAAAUAUAGUGAUAAAUAUAUUAUAUAUUAAAAUCUAAUCUAUAUUCAUGUAUAUGUACACACUGUAUUCACAACCAUAUAUGUGAUUGUUUAUAAAAACCCAAAUGUAUAUUGAUAUAUUUUGUACAUAUCAAGAAAAAUUCAGAGUUUGUAUGAACAUUUUUCAUUGACCGAUAACUUGCCAACUUACAUUCGAUUUAAGUUUCCAAUAUUGUUCAAUCAUCAUACCCCUCAUUAUUAAGUUUUAUAUUUCGUUUCGUUUUUUUUUUUUUUUAAUUUUCAAAAACAAAACAAAACCAUUUUUGAGCUUUGCAUUCAUUUCCUCAUUUUUCCUUCACAAUCACACUAUUUUCUUCACUUUUGUAAAUACAAAUGUUUUAUAUAAAAAAAAACUAAAACUAACAGAGGACUUCAAUAACCCCAAUUUAAUUUACAUAACUCAAAUGUAUUGAUUAUUUCAUAUU